Molecule: messenger RNA, 1191 nt
Organism: Iphiclides podalirius (scarce swallowtail)
Lineage: Eukaryota; Metazoa; Arthropoda; Insecta; Lepidoptera; Papilionidae
Source: the annotation of a GenBank genome assembly
AUGAAAUUACAGCAAGGUUACCCGUUAGAUUCACUCCUCAAUUUCACAGAAUUGACUGCUGAGUACGGCUAUGAGUCCGAAGAGCACACAGUGGUCACAGAUGAUGGGUAUAUUCUGACAAUCUUCAGGAUAGUGAGGGGAAAGAGGUGCCAGGGGCCGAUGAGGACUCCACCGGUGCUGCUAAUGCACGGUUUGCUUCUGAGCUCUGACUGCUGGCUGGACUCUGGUCCGGACUCGGGGCUGGCGUAUUUAAUAGCUGACGCCUGCUACGACCUCUGGGCGGGCAACGUGAGGGGUAACUACUACGGGAAAAGACACGUUAAACUCAAUCCCGAAACCGACGUGGACUUCUGGCAGUUCACCGUCAACGAAAUAGGCCACUUCGACGUCCCGGCGAUGAUCGAUUACAUUCUGAACUACACGUCGUCAGAACAGCUCAACUAUAUCGGAUACUCGCAGGGCGCCAGUACGUAUUUCAUAAUGUGCUCAGAGAGAGAGGGCUAUAGCGAAAAAGUGCAAUUGUUAAUCGGAGUAGAGCCAGACUCAAGAAACACAUUCACAAAGUCGCUGAUUUGUAGAGUGAUAGCGGCCCUGUAUGAGGAUUUUCAACCUGCUCUGACAGAAGUCGGCCUAUACGAAGCCUUUCCUUGGGGCGGCAUCGUGCAGCAGAUUGCGGCAUUUUUCUGCCGGGAUUAUAUCUUGGCUGAUACUGUUUGUAGGGGCCUCAUGAGCAUUAUCGACUCGCCCCACCCCGGGUCCAUUGAAACCGAAACUAUACGCGUGCUAUUCGGCCAUUUCCCAGCGGGCACUUCUGUCAAGAACAUAGCCUGGUACAGCCAGUCGCUGAACGUUGACAAAUUCCAGAAUUACGACUACGGGAAUACCGUUAAUAUGGAGCUCUACAACUCCACGAGACCCCCAGCAUACAACCUCAGCGCGACUACGACGCCUACAGUGGUAAUAAAUGGAUUAAACGACUACCUCACUGUCCCCGCAGAUGAGGACUGGCUCACGAGCCACCUGCCAAAUGUGCUGGAGCAUCACAUCGUGCAAGACCCCCUCUGGAACCAUCUGGACGUUCCGUACAGUAAACUAACGAGUCAAGAUAUUUUACCAAAGAUGAUUGAAUAUUUAGAACAUUACAGCGAAGCAAUUUCAGAUAACCAUCUGAAAUUGCUUCGCUGUAAUGUA